Anoplopoma fimbria (sablefish) is the source of this 2912-nucleotide messenger RNA. It is a transcript of the gene mettl25b, whose product is annotated as methyltransferase like 25B. Gene Ontology annotation, biological process: rRNA modification. The record is from RefSeq and is a predicted model, not a curated record. Lineage: Eukaryota; Metazoa; Chordata; Actinopteri; Perciformes; Anoplopomatidae. Gene Ontology annotation, molecular function: rRNA (adenine-N6,N6-)-dimethyltransferase activity.
UAUGUAAACUUUCCAAUCGUGCUAACUAGCUAGCUAACUAGCUGCUAACCCCAAACAAGCACUAUUGUCAUGAGAAACAUGGCGUUUUAUUCACCUGGCUGCAUAUGUAUUGAUCUGUAUAAGUCAGCCACGUGGGCUUCGUCUUAAACUGGACGAACAAAGCAGCGUUUAACGAGAUAAUAACGACAGCAACACGCAGCUAGCUAGCUAGCCAGGUUAGCCGCACACACGUGGAGAUGUUUACAUCCAGCAGGGCAGCAGAGCAGCAGAGGCUUCAGGCCCAAAGACUCACCUCCUUCCUGUCUCAGUACAGACACCUGUGUGACUCCUUCAUCAUCGAGUUCUUCUCUAAAGAUCACUGGCGCACUUUACCCAACACGUGGCAGUCUGUGCUGCAGGAUCUGACAUACCAGCAGGUUGCAGACCUGCUACUGGAUGCUACACAUGAAGACAGGAGAUAUCCUUCGGUGUGGCCGCUGUCCCUCUUGGCGUUUCGUGCCACCGCUCACUCUCUGGCGUUUCCCAGAGAGUGCAGGAGGCGGCGAGGCAGCGCGACCGGCUCGGAGAAGCCCGAGGAGUUCCUGGACAACCAAUGUCAGAGCUCCCUGCUGGGACACAUAUUCAGGAAACACGUCAAACCCAAGAAACAGCACGAGAUCCGCAAGCUGGGCUCGCUGGUGAAACAGCUUUGUGACCAGACUGACUGCAACAACGUGGUGGAUGUUGGCUCUGGACAGGGUCAUCUGACUCGUUUCCUGUCCUUCGGGCUCGGACUGUCUGUGACCGCAAUAGAGGCCGAUCGCGCCCUCGUUGCCACGGCGACCAAGUGUGACGAACAGUUACUGUGUUCCUUGGAGAAGGAAAGGCAGAAAAAGAACACCUCCUCUCUGGUCCCGGCAUCACAUUUGUCUCGACACGUAGCCGGGUGGGUAAACCCCAAAGCAUCAUGGGAGGCCUUCAUCAAGCAACUGAGUGCUGCAGAUUGUGUCAACGAAAGUCCCCCGACUCCAUCUGGACCCAGCAGAAAGAGGCCGCGUGGCUCUGAGCAUGUUGACGGCUCCUGUUCUCAUGCGGUCCAGACUCCAUCGAACUCUGAAUCUGCUGAAAACUCCUGCGUCCAGAGAGUCUGUCAGGAGGGUGCAGGUCCUGAGCGAGGCCAUCCAGACUUCGUCCUCACCGGUCUCCACGCCUGCGGUGACCUCAGUGCCACCCUCCUCCGCCACUUCGUCCACUGCCCACAUGUGCGCGGCAUCACCUCCGUGGCGUGCUGCUACAUGAAAAUCACCACCAAAGAAAACCCCGCCCCUCCAGGUCUGGUAGCAGCCGCCCAAACACCAGACCAGAACCCGGUACCCUCGGAGUUCGGCUACCCGAUGAGCUCCUGGGUGGGGGGGCUGCCGGGGCAUCGGCUGUCCUAUAAGGCGAGGGAGGGGGCGUGUCAUGCAGUGGAGGAUUAUGGGCGGAGGCUCCGGGAGGGAGGCGAGGCGCUGAGGACGCACUGUUACCGGGCGACGCUGGAGACCUUCAUCGCAGACGUGAGGCCGGAUCUGCGGAGGGCCGGAAUCCAGACCAUAAAGAAAGCCCACCUACUGCCGUUCACAGAGUACGCCCGUCUGGGUCUGGCCCGGGUCGGCCUGCCCCCCGGGUUGCCUCUGGACCCGGAGCGGGUGGAGGCCAUGUUGAAGCAGCAGGGCAGGGUGGUGGUCUACUUCAGCCUGGCCCUGCUGCUGGCUCCUGUGGUGGAGACGCUGGUGCUGCUGGACAGGAUGAUCUACCUGCAGGAGAACGGUGUGGACAGCCAGCUGGUUCCUCUCUUCGAUCCAAACUUCUCUCCAAGAAACUUUGUGCUGGUGGCUAUGAAGUCCAACGCUCAUUAGUCUUUAGUGGGGAAAGUCGCACUUUUUACUCUUUUAAACAACAAAAGAAACCCUCAGUCUUGAUUUUAGCCCCUGUUUUUAAAGAAUAAUGAGCGUUAAUGCUGAAAAACCUGCCAGAUGAUCGGCAAGGUGCAGCCUGCACAUAGACUGUGUAUAAGAAGUGGACGUAGUCAUCGUGACGUCACCCCAUCGCCAUGUGUUUAUUUUGCAGCCAGUAAACAGGAAGUGACCAUAUUUGGACUGAGGAGGACGUAGAGACGCCGUAUACGUCUCUGGUGUGGACCUGUCAAUCAGUGUGUAGCCCCGCCCUAAAGCAUCCCCUGCUUUAUGGUCUGUUUGACUCUAAAUGGAGCAUCAUUUACGAAAUGAACAUCAUGCUGUAUUGAAGAAGACUUGAAACUAGAGAUUGAGACCAUAAACUCAUGUUUACAAUGUUUACUGAGGGAAUAAAUCAAGAGAGAAGUAGAGUCAUUUUCUCAUAGACUUCUAUACAACCAGAGGAGUCGCCCCCUGAUGGACAGGAGAGAGAAUGCAGCUUUUAACACUUUUUUGCAGACCCCUUUUAUUUGUUUUGCCUGAAGGAGAACACGUGUUUUCCUGCAGUGGAACACUUCAGGUUGGCAGCUUCACUGUGACACGUGAACGAGCUGAAACUGUGAAGCUCUAAAGCGUCUCGCUGCACCUAAGUGGACCCUAAAUUCUGCUUCCAUUAACUUGUGAUGAUUCAAGUUUCUGGAUGUUCAAGUAUGGACCAAAUAGUUUGUUUUUUAAAUGUUCAAUUCUGGGAUUAUGUGUUGGAUUGACCAAACAACGGACGUUUUGCAUCUCCAUCUCUACAGCCACACAGCUAGCAAUAAACUCAUAGAAAUACUGAAUAUAAUUACUGAUACCUUUCGGUUACAUUUACCUGAUUCUUAUAAGGACUACUUUGUCGGUUACACAAGUCCUAUUCUGCUACACAUCUUUGAUCUUUCUGUCAUUAAAUGCAUUCAUUUAAUUCACUGUGGUUAAGCUUUUAUUUGUAUUAAAGUCUCU